GUCACAAAGGUGACUAAAGUCAGUUCUCUCUCCUCAGGGCAUACAGUCGCUGCUUUAUGCGGACAAGUACAAGCGGGUACAAAGGCCCUGCUAUUCCUACCUUAUUUCAUUAGGAUUGAUCGGACAAUUGAACAGGGCAAUGGAGCAGAAAUAUCCACACUUCACUUUGAGGACCGUGUUGAGCUUUCUGCUUGUGUUUUUGCUUCACAGAUCAACUCAACAGAGUAAGUAUUAAACUGAAAUGAUUAUUGGACAUUGACAGGGACACAGCUUCAGGGUCUGCAGCUUUUGUAAUAUGUUGCAGAUUGGUUGUCCAAUUUUGUUUUUUACACUUUGAAUUCUGAAUUUUAAUUUUGGACUUUUUCCCAAAUACAUCUCACUUCUGAGAAAAUAUAGCAUUUUCUCAGUCCUUUAAUCACCAGUGAAACUAAGGCUAUACAUGUAUUACUUGUAUUUUAUUGUUAUUUUAUUUCACAAACAGUAAGGCUACCCACUGGGCACAAACUGGUUAAAUCAAUGUUGUUUCAACAUAAUUUGUCAACAUAUUGUGACGUGGAAUCUACGUGGGAAAUACUUUGGAGUUGAAAAAAGUAAAAACUGUUGAUUUAAGGGUACAAUUUCUACCACAGGAUCAUGUCAUCAUGGUAACGAAUUUUCAACAAAGACAAACUUUAUAUGAAAUAGGUUUAAUUUUUACAUUUGAAACAACGUCAGAUCUUCAACGUAACAUCCACUGUAAGAAAAAAACAAUAGGCUGGGCAGCACCUCCUACUGGAGAGUUGAUCAAUCUACAGCUAUCCAGAGUUUUAACCAAGUUUUAGCCCAUCCAGAGUUUUAACCCAGCUUAGCUUUGAUAUUUGUCACUGACCAUAACCAAUGUGCUAUCGUGAGAAUGAUUGCUGAGAAAUCUCGACUUAAUAGAUUCACUGUUGCUAUCGAAGUAAUUCCAAAGGUUAGGCUCAACAGUGGUGCCGAGCUCCCUGCCAUCCAGGACCUCUAUACCAGGCAGUGUCAGAGGAAGGCCCUAAAAAUGGUAAAAUACUCCAUCACCCAAGUCACAGUCUGUUCUCUCUGCUACCGAACUGCAAGUGGCACUGGAGCGCCAAGUCUGGGACCAACAGGCUCCUGAACAGCUUCUACCCCAAAGCCAUAAGACUUCUGAACAGUUAAUUAAACGUCUACCCAGACUUUCUGCUUUUCACCCCUACCUACAGUACAUAGUACUUCAAUCACCUAACCAAACCUACAUGUACAUUUUAACUUUAUCAAUCACCCCAACUACCUCGUACCCCAGUACACUGACUUGGUACCGAUAGUCCUUGUAUAUAGCCUGUAUAUAGCCUCGUUAUUGUUAUUUUAUUGUGUUACUAUAUUAUUUGAUCUAUUUGUUAAGUUUCUACUUUUUAACUGCAUUGUUGGGAAAGGGCUCGUAAGUAAGCAUUUCACUGUAAAGUCUAACACUUUUAUUUGAACAGAGCAAUGAAAUGUAACCAUACUUUAUCAAUCACAUAUUUGGGAAAUCAUCAACAGCUAUUGUUUAAAUUCAGCCCAGGAUUAAACUAAAAAUAGAAAAUACAUAUAGGCCUAUGGUUUCAAGCUUUGGUUGAUUUCAAAUGGAAUCUACAAGUUAAUAAUAAAUAUGUUGGAUUCACAUCUCCAUCUCAACCAAAAAUGUAUGUUAAAGAAUAGGAUGAAAUCAAAUCAAACUGUAUUUAAAGUGCAUUUAAAGUUCAAUUUGAUUUGAUUUAGUUAUAUUCUUUAACUUAGAUUUUUUGGUUAAAAUGAAGACGUGAAUCCAACAUAUCAAUUAUUAAUUUGUAGACAAACUGGAAUUAAAGGCAGACUCAGAUUCACAGAUGGAGCUAUCCAAGCAGAAGAAACAUCUCCUUCAAAUGUUGAUAUUUGGUUGCGUUGACAACCAAACACAAUUCAGUAUCACUUUUGCAAUACAGUAAAUAGCCUUUUACAUUUUCUACAGGUUAACAAAUGAUUGUUGGAUUCAUGUCUCCAUCUCAACCUAAAAUAAAAGUUAAAGAAAUAAAAUAAUAGGAUUAAGCCAGUGGCUCAGAUCUAACUGUCCAAGCAGUAGAUAUCUCCUUUAAAUGUUGAUAUUUGGUUCAAUUGUGUUUGGUUGCGUUGUCAACCAAACACAAUUCAAUAUUACUUUUGUAAGACAGUAAAUAGCCUAAUGUUAAGGAUAUCUUAAAAACGAAUGUAACAGUAUUUAUUCAACCUAAAAUGAGUAACACAUCCAUGGCCACAUUUUGAGUUUACUGUAAAAAUAAACGUCUUCUUAUGUAGAAAGCAUGCAUGUUCAGAAUCGUAGGUCUGUGGAAAUCUUCACAAUUGCUGUAAUAAUCUGCACAGAAUCUCAAACGGCAUUGAUCACUUGCACUAUGUACUUUAAUAUAAUCUCAACUGCAAUCCAGGUCAUUUGGUUGUGCUAUUAGAUUAAGCACAUUAAGUUGUUGUAUAAAUACAAAAGAUCUGACAUUGUAUUACCGUUUUAACUUUGUUGUGCUUUUAAAUGGUUGAAAGUGCUGUGAUAACACAUUGAGAAUUCAACAAACUUUGGACUGUCUUUUUGAGUGUGUGAAAAUAGGUUGGAAUCUCAAUCAUCAAUGUAUCUACCAAAUAUUACCAAAUUCUCCAUGUUGAAAUGACGUGGUGUGCCCAGUGGGAUAAUAUCCAUAGAGUUCAAACACAUUUUGCUUGAAUUAUACUUUCAUUGAAAACAGACAAUUAUUGAAUGUAAUGUUAUAUCAUUUGUGUACUGUUCAUUCAUUGUCAAACCUCUUUUCUCUCUUCCAUUGCAGUAUGCUCCGUGCCUGGGAAUAUUUUCACUAUUACAGAGAACAAUGAUGUUGGUGCUUUUGUGACCACAAUCACCACAGAAGUUGGAGUGAUCCUAACUAUUACCAGUAAUCCUGCAGACUCUUUCGGUCUGAGUGGCAACAAUCUUAUAGUGGUAAAAGUUAUGGACUAUGAGGUAUGCUAUAACUGUUUAGCAUGAAUAUGUUUUCAUCUUGGAUCUAGAUUAAGCUACGGAAGGCACAUGCAUUGUUGGGUACACUUACAGUGGGGAAAAAAAGUAUUUAGUCAGCCACCAAUUGUGCAAGUUCUCCCACUUAAAAAGAUGAGAGAGGCCUGUAAUUUUCAUCAUAGGUACACGUCAACUAUGACAGACAAAAUGAGAAUUUCUUUUCCAGAAAAUCACAUUGUAGGAUUUUUAAUGAAUUUAUUUGCAAAUUAUGGUGGAAAAUAAGUAUUUGGUCAAUAACAAAAGUUUCUCAAUACUUUGUUAUAUACCCUUUGUUGGCAAUGACACAGGUCAAACGUUUUCUGUAAGUCUUCACAAGGUUUUCACACACUGUUGCUGGUAUUUUGGCCCAUUCCUCCAUGCAGAUCUCCUCUCGAGCAGUGAUGUUUUGGGGCUGUCGCUGGGCAACACGGACUUUCAACUCCCUCCAAAGAUUUUCUAUGGGGUUGAGAUCUGGAGACUGGCUAGGCCACUCCAGGACCUUGAAAUGCUUCUUACGAAGCCACUCCUUCGUUGCCCAGGCGGUGUGUUUGGGAUCAUUGUCAUGCUGAAAGACCCAGCCACGUUUCAUCUUCAAUGCCCUUACUGAUGGAAGGAGGUUUUCACUCAAAAUCUCACGAUACAUGGCCCCAUUCAUUCUUUCCUUUACACGGAUCAGUCGUCCUGGUCCCUUUGCAGAAAAACAGCCCCAAAGCAUGAUGUUUCCACCCCCAUGCUUCACAGUAGGUAUGGUGUUCUUUGGAUGCAACUCAGCAUUCUUUGUCCUCCAAACACGACGAGUUGAGUUUUUACCAAAAAGUUAUAUUUUGGUUUCAUCUGACCAUAUGACAUUCUCCCAAUCCUCUUCUGGAUCAUCCAAAUGCACUCUAGCAAACUUCAGACGGGCCUGGACAUGUACUGGCUUAAGCAGGGGGACACGUCUGGCACUGCAGGAUUUGAGUCCCUGGCGGCGUAGUGUGUUACUGAUGGUAGGCUUUGUUACUUUGGUCCCAGCUCUCUGCAGGUCAUUCACUAGGUACCCCCGCGUGGUUCUGGGAUUUUUGCUCACCGUUCUUGUGAUCAUUUUGACCCCACGGGGUGAGAUCUUGCGUGGAGCCCCAGAUCGAGGGAGAUUAUCAGUGGUCUGGUAUGUCUUCCAUUUCCUAAUAAUUGCUCCCACAGUUGAUUUAUUCAAACCAAGCUGCUUACCUAUUGCAGAUUCAGUCUUCCCAGCCUGGGCAGUUUUGUUUCUGGUGUCCUUUGACAGCUCUUUGGUCUUGGCCAUAGUGGAGUUUGGAGUGUGACUGUUUGAGGUUGUGGACAGGUGUCUUUUAUACUGAUAACAAGUUCAAACAGGUGCCAUUAAUACAGGUAACGAGUGGAGGACAGAGGAGCCCCUUAAAGAAGAAGAUACAGGUCUGUGAGAGCCAGAAAUCUUGCUUGUUUGUAGGUGACCAAAUACUUAUUUUCCACCAUAAUUUGCAAAUAAAAUUCAUUAAAAAUCCUACAAUGUGAUUUUCUUGAUUUUUUUUUCUCAAUUUGUCUGUCAUAGUUGACGUGUACCUAUGAUGAAAAUUACAGGCCUCUCUCAUCUUUUUAAGUGGGAGAACUUGCACAAUUGGUGGCUGACUAAAUACUUUUUUUCCCCACUGUAAUUCCCUUGGCUCUGCUGGUGCCUUUUCCACAUGAAUUAACCCUUUAUUUUCUUGCAGUUGAUUAUGAAUAUAGUCAAUUGUAUAAUGCAGAUGAGACGUUGAUGUGUAAUUUUGUUUAUUUCACAGACUACCACGUCUUUCACCGUUGACCUUCAAUGCAGAAAAGGUGACCAAGUUGUAAGUGCACUUUCUUGUACUUUUAAACAUCCAUACAUUAUGUGAGUGGCUACAGUAUGGGCAAUCUGGACCAAUAAAUAAAUAAUUAAAAAAAGCAAUUACAAUAAAAAGUUAUGCCCGUUAUACAAUGAUCAACAUUGUAAUAAAAAUUAUUUUGAUUUGAGAUGUAUUCAGUCAUAACUGCGUUUGUUAUUUACUUGUGUAUGGUCAUUUUAUGGAAUACACAUACACCUCCACUGUACAUUUUGUUAACCAUCAAAGUGUAAAUGGAGCAAUAUUCCAAACUGCAUUCCAUGACAUUUUCACAUGCAAAUAGCACUUGAUUUCUAUGAUACAGUAUAUCUGUAGUGCUCAAGGGACAACAUUCCAUUAGAGCAAAAUGACUUGGGAAAUAUAUAUUUAAAUCUACUGUGACCUUUUUUUAGGUAAAACUCUUAAAUAUCAUUAGAUUUAUGACAGAUGGCAUGCAGUGUUAAACGUAAGUUAAACCUAAUUUUACUUCUAUGGAGUCAGUAAUUCAAAUGUGAUCUUCAUUCCAGCUCCCUUUACCAAUAGUGGUACUUAUUGAGAAUGUGAAUGACAACCCGCCAGUAUUUACAGAAAGCCAGUACACUCUCAAUGUCAAUGAGGUGAGUGCAUAUUUGUGACUCUCAUUCUUUCCUAGUUAGUUUACUUCAUUAUCAGUCAUAGGGAAGUUAGGAUCACGUUUUUAACUAGUCAGUCAAACAGUCAAGCAGAUUAACAGUCUAGCAGUUUUUAUACUAGCCAUGAGUACUUUGCUAUAUUUCUAGAAUCCUGUUAAGGUUCCAUAGUAGAAUGUCUGAUUCCAUUUACUGUAAACACAAAACAUCUACUCAUAGGACAGCGACAGUAAUUAAUACUAUACGUGUUAUUUUCUUUGGACCAGUUGUCACCUGUAGGCACAAGUGUCGGUGCAUUUGUAGCAGUAGACGCAGAUGAUCAUCAACUCUAUUACCGCCUAAUGCCAGAUACAGUAAGUCUCCAUCCUCAUCCUGUCUAAAUAUGAAAGCGAAUACUAAAAGAAAAUGCUCCUCUCAGCCAUACAUAACUUAUCUAAAAUAAAAUAAUGUCCUUUUAAAUUCUAACAGGCGGGUUUUAGACUGCAAGAUAACAGCCCAAAUAUACUAGUGCAACAAGUUCUCGACUACGACACAGUGAAAAUGGUGACACUUACAUUAUUUGCUCAGGUGAGUGCUGGUUGUGUUUUUCUAGUUCUUGUAAUAAAAGUGACUGAUUGUUUGGGGCUGUGGAAUAAGAAACUGUAUUGGUUGAAAUCAUCAUCUAUCUGACUGCAUCCAAGCUUUUGAUCUUCACCUAGUCCUUUGUUGUGUUUUUUUUAGGAUACCCCAACACCCACACCACCUUCAUUUACUGCCACAGCCACUAUCCAUGUCAACAUCUUGGACAUUGACAACCGUCCACCAUGGUUCCAGCCCUGCACAGAAACUACAGUUGGCUUGUCCAAAAUCUGCCUCAGCUCAGGUUAUACAGGAAAAGUCAACCUAACAGAGCAAGAGGUGCGUCCAUCCAUCUCCCCUCAAAAAACAACAACGUUGUUAUAAUCUUAUAAUACAUCUGACUAAUAUUCACAAUCUACUCAGUACGGCUAGCCAUCAUUAUGUGUUUAUCUUAGCCUAUGACAUUGUUGGAUUGUAAUAGUAGUAACAGUAGCCACAGUAGGUAAUGCAAAGUCUCAUUUACGUCCCAGGUUGGUGCAUUGCCAUUGCAGCCAGGUCCGGUGCGUGCCAUUGAUGGUGACAAAGGCUUAAAUGUGCCGAUAAUGUACAGUUUUCUAACUGGUAAGCAGCAUAAAUAUUCAACAUUUUACAUGUACAUGCUCUCAGAUGUUGGCUCUCAGAAAUAUCAUGAUCAUUGAUACUGGCAGACUCGGCCAUCAUUCACAAUGCAAAUAUCUCACCUAUAGGCCUGGCCAACAACACUUUUCUUCUCCAAUGAAAAUACCCCUACUUACAGGACUCUCACAUUUCUCUUUUUCUCUUUUUAAGAGAAUGGCAUAUUUGAUAUCAAUCAAAACACUGGGGAGAUCACCAUGUUGAAAGCGGCGGAUGUAGCGGGUCCAUUGACCUUAACAGUUUUGGUAAUUAAACGUUUAUCUGAAAUAGUUCAUAAAUCCAUAAUGUCCAUAUAGACCUCUGCCAACCAUAUAGUCUAUACACGCUUAGAAAAAAAGGUGCCAUCUAGAAUCGAAAAGGGUUCUUCGGUUGUCCCCAUAGGAGAACCCUUUUGAAGAACCCCUUUUGGUUCCAGGUGGAACCCUUUUGGGUUCCCUGUAGAACCCUUUCCACAGAGGGUUCUACAUGGAACCCAAAAGAGUUCUACCUGGAACCAAAAAGGUACCCUUGGAAUCCUUUUUUCUAAGAGUGUGUAGUUAAUAACCUCUUAUUGCAAUUAAUAGAAUUAUGCAGUUGACAUCACAUGGGAAUGUUUUUGCGGCACAGAUACAAUCAGCGAUAGAAAAUGUUGACUCGGUUCUUAUUCUCAGGCUUUACAGACGUCCAACAGCGACCAGUUCGCGACCACAACGGUCACGAUCGUUGUUGUGACCAAGAGUGUGAACCCGCCGCGGUUUGAGAAGACGGAGUACGAGGGCUUCAUCUCUGCAGACGCGGGCAUAGACAGCAUGGUUCUGGAGAGCAAAGCCUCCAACAGGCCACUCAGGGUCCAGGCCAAGGACAAAGACUUUGCUGAUGUAAGGUCUAUCGGAUUCCCUUGUGGCGGUAGCAGUGAACACACAUGCACAUUUAAAGUACAGAUCUUGUGAUUUCAUUUUUAAAGAGACUAAAUAUGCUACAGAUGAUAUUGAUAUUGAUCACACUAACUCUGAAUAUGAUCUUUAGUGGUCUUACAUUUCCCAUUACAGGGACCUUAUUGCACCUAUCUAACGGUAUGGCUAACCAAUCCUUCUCUACAGGGCUUCAACCCUGAUGUGAGAUACGAGGUUCAGGAAAGCCGUGGUUUCUCUAUUACCCCGCAAGGCUUCAUCCUCAUGGCUCAAAACCUUGAGCCAGGCCAUGUUUCCUUGCAGGUGAGUGUAUCCUGUUCCCUUUAAGACAAAACAACAACCUCCAAAUAAACUGGAAGAAAGUCUACUGUAGGUGUUUGAGUGAGACAUAAAAAAAAAAACGUCUUGUACUUAGAGUUUCAAUGUUGAACUUUUUAUCUGUUUGCUCAGUUGCGUGCCAUCGACUCAUUCAAUGCAGAAUCAACUACAGCAACUCUCACGGUGGAGAUCAUGCCAGGUAAAACCCAUUAAAUGUAGCUAAUAUAUUUACAUAGUUAUAAAUAAUGCUGGUUGCCCAUUACCCUCCCUGCUCUCCCUUAAUUACUCGCAAAUCACGUGCUAUUGCACGCACUAUGUCUUUCUCCAUGCUAUGCUAUUGCUAACCCUGGUGAGGGACAGGGAUGGUGAGGGGGUCCAUGCUGAACAGCUGCUGACACUGCUCUCCUCCCAGGGAUUACAACCAUGGCCCCAACCACCACUGACAUGGCCACCACUGACAUGGCCACCACUGACAUGGCUACCACUGACAUGGCCACUACUGAAAUGGCCACCACUGAAAUGGCCACUACUGAAAUGGUCACCACUGAAAUGGCCACCACUGAAAUGGCUACCACUGAAAUGGCUACUGCCACCCCUGCCACCAUCAACUCCACAACAGGUACCCACAUGGAAAAAUACUACAGUUUACUAUAGAAUAUUAUAGUAUUUACUGUAGGAUUCUCUAGUAAACUGUAGUAAAAGGUAGUAUACUGUAGAAUACUAUACUCCACACUGUAGUAUCCCUCGAUCAUGUGUAGUGCUUACUUUAUAAUGUAGCAGUAUAUUGGAGAAUACGAUAGUAAAUACUACAGUAUUAUCCACAUAAAAACACUAUAGUUAUAAAGUAAUGUAAAGUACACAAAAACACGAAAAUGUCUGCAAAAACACUAUAGUUUUUAACUAUAGUAAUACUACAGUAUUUAAUGUGCUUAUACCCCACCCAUUCCUAUCUCCCGUAUCCCAAUUUGUGCCACCCAUGAGUGAGAAACCUACAUGCCAAGUAUAGGCAACAUAUUGUGUUCCCUACAGGUUACAUGGAAACACCUCUGUCAAUCAUGCUCCAGAUGUCAAAGCCAGACUGAUACAAACUCAACCUCACACAACAUCAACAUACCUCACUUAUAAACACAACAUAACCCUAAUUAACAUAUACCCUAUCCCCUACACCCAACCCUUACCCUAAUCCGGGUUCGUAUCCUCCCCCUCCCCUCCCAUUACUGACUAUUGGCAUCUACAAACAGUUCUUUACACUUUUACUGUUCUAAACUCUACUACUAUUUUAACUAUUCUCCCACUAACUACUUUUAACUCAUCUCGUUGGCACUCUUCUUUCCUUUAUUAACAAAAGUAAAUAAAUAUGUAAAUAAAAUAAAACUUAUUGAAUUUUAGGUAUUACUUUAAAUAUACGUACAUUCAGUGGCCAGUUUUUAGGUACACCACCCCAUUCAUGAAAAUGGUUCACUCCUACAGACAGUGAGUCACGUUGCUGUGGCUUGCUAUAUAAAGCAGGCAGACAGGCAUCGAGGCAUUCAGUUACUGUUCGAUUAAACGUUGGAAUGGGCAAAACAAGUGACCUACGCGACAUUGAACGUGGUAUGAACGUGGUAUGGUAUGUCUCCCGAGUGGCGCAGUGGUCUAAGGCACUGCAUCACAGUGCUAGCUGUGCCACUAGAGAUCCUGGUUCGAAUCCAGGCUCUGUCGUAGCCGGCCGUGACCGGGAGACCCAUGGGACGGCGUACAAUUGGCCCAGCGUCGUCCAGGGUAGGGGAGGGAAUGGCCGGCAGGGAUGUAGCUCAGAUUGUGGGUUCGAUUCCCACGGGGAGCCAGUAUGAAAAAUAAAAAAUAAUAAAUAACUGUAAGUCGCUCUGGAUAAGAGCGUCUGCUAAAUGACUAAAAAUGUAUGAUCGUUGGUGCCAGGCGUGCCGGUUCCAGUAUCUAAGAUUCAGCCAGCUUCCUGGGCUUUUCACACACGACAGUGUCUAUGGUUUACCGAGAAUGGUCCAACAAGCCAAAAACAUCCAGACAGCGGCAGUCCUGUGGGCGAAAACAACUUGUGGAUGAGAGGUCGAAAGAGAAUGGCAAGAAUCGUGCAAGCUAACAGGCGGGUCACAAACAGGCAAAUAACGACGCAGUACAACAGUGGUGUGCAGAACUGCAUCUCGGAAUGCACAACUCGUUGGUCCUUGUCACGGAUGGGCUAUUGUGGCAGACGACCACACCGGAUUUCACUUCCAUCAGCUAAAAACAAGAAGAAUUGGCUCCAGUGGACAUGCGAUCACCAACACUGGACAACUGUAGAGUGGAAAACAUUGCCUUGUUCGACGAAUCCUGGUUCCUGUUGCGUCAUGCUGAUGGCAGAAUCAGGAUUUGGAGUAAGCAGUAUGAGUCCAUGGCCCCAUCUUGCCUAGUGUCAACAGUACAGGCUGGUGGUGUUAUGGGGUGGGGAAUGUUUUCCUGGCACAUGUUAGGUCCCUUGAUACCAAUUGAGUAAUGUUUCCAUGCCCCGAAGAAUUCAGGCUGUUCUGGAAACAAAGGGGGUCCGACCCAGUACUAGAUGGGUGUACCUAAUAAACAGACCACCUAAUAAACUCCCCCCUGCCUGCCUUGCCUCCUCCUCUCAUCCCAUGAGAUGACAUCGAUAGAAAAUAGUAGAAUGUCUGAACUAUCCAAUCAGGCUCCAGUCCUACCUACCUACCUACAGUUUAUAGAAAAGAGCAGAAGCUCUGAACUAUCCGUUCAAAUUUGCUCUUUUAGUAUUUGUCCAGUAGGUUUCCUCAAGGAGAAAGCCCCCACUUCUAUGUCAAAGAUAAUAAAACAAAAACGCUGUAGUAAAUACACAGUAAUGUCCUCAAAAACACUACAGUUAUUACUACAGUAUACUACAAUCAUGUCCGCAAAAACACUACAGUAAAUACUACAGUAUACUACAAUCAUGUCCUCAAAAACACUACAGUAAUUACUACAGGAUACUACAGCCAUAUCCGCAAAAACACUACAGUAUGCAUUACAGUAAAGUCCACAAAAAUACUACAGUGAAUAAUAUAGUAUAUAAAUAUAGUAAUACUACAGUAUUUAUACCAUAGUAUACAAUAGUAUUUUUUCAUGUGGGUAUCCUCUAAUCCCCCGUAUUUUUCUCCCAGGAGACUCCAAACACAACCUCACUGAUAAUGGCUAUUGCUGCUGCCUAUGCUUCUUACACAAGGUCACACACAGUGCUUUUGCUUGGCUUGUCAACACCUCCCAAAAGCCAUUCACUGAUUGUAAAACCAAUGUCCAUAGCUUGCAAACCUGCGCUUACCCAAGCUUGCUGAAAUUAUACUCACAGGUCUUUCUUGGGACUAGAGGUCUUUCUUGGGACAUUCCUGUGGUUAUUGCACAUCCUGAUAAACCCCUUCCCUAAUCCUCCUACUUUUAGGGGGGAGGGGGCUAUAGAGAUGCAUAUAUAAAAUUGUAUACACAAUUUUACCAUAUUUGAUUAGUCUCUAAAAAUAAUGUUUUCCCUGACCAAGAUGGCUGUCCUGUAGACAUGUUGGAUGGAUGCCAAUGUCCAUUCUUGUGUUGUAUUUAUUUCUGUGAGGGGCGGCAUGUUUUAAACAUUGUGUUUGACCUCGAACCUCCCCUGCAGAGGGGAUUCUUGGGGCCCCAGGUGGGUAUGGUCCUGGGGACAUGGCUGCCCUGGGUGCUAGCAUGGCUGUGUUACUGGUCAUCUCUAUGGUCUUCAUCGGCCUGCUCGUCUUCCGCAUCCAGAAGGGCAAGACAGAUUGGAGGAAGCUGUCAGAGGCCAGCAUCUUCCGUAGCUCUGUGAGUUAAUUCUACACUGCUAGAAAAAAUAGCAGUUCAAAGCUUUUAAAAGCUACACUUUUAGAAAAGAAGGUGCUAUCUUGAACCUAAAAGGGUUAUUCGACUGUCCCCAUAGGAGAACCCUUUGAAAAACCGUUUUGGGUCCAGGUAGAACCCUUUCCACAGAGGUUUCUACAUGGAACCUAAAAGGGUUAUAUCUGGAAACAAAAAGGGUUCUCCUAUGGGAACAGCUGAAAAACCCUUUUGAAGUGUAGUAAUCGAUUGGAGUGGCAAAAAAAUUAUAUUAGUGUUAAAGAUUUUUGCUCUGCCUCCCUAAAUACAGUCUGUUCUGACUGGUGCAUUGCUUGUCUACAGCUUGGGAAAGGUCCCGGCGAGCUCAAGGACGGGGUGCAGUACACCAAUGAGGGCUUCCAGAAUGACGGGGACACCAGCAGCGUGGGCUCCAAAGGCCCAGAGGAGAUGGAUGGGAAGUGGGCCAUCGGGAAUGGAGUGACCUCCAGAGCUGUGGAGGAGACUGUCAUAAAGGUCUCGGCUCCAAUGUACCCCAACCUCCUGCCUGAUACCAGCAGCCUGGCAGGGUCUGACAAGGCCGACAGCGAGAAGGAGGUGAAGCCCAUCCUGACCAAGGAGAGGCGCAUGGAGGAGGGCUACAAGUCAGUCUGGUUCAAAGAGGACAUCGACCCAAACGCCAAGGAGGAAGUGGUCAUCAUACCCGACAAUGGGGAGCGGGAAGGUGACGACGAUGAUGAUGAUGAUGAGGAAGAGGAGGUGUCUAGAGAGGAGGAAGAAGAAUAUGACAACUCGUCACCACAGACCCCAAAGGUGUUCUUCUCUGAUGCUGAUCUGGAUGAUGGACGAGGGGCGAGGUUUGAGGAUGAAAAAAUCCAGACGUCUGACCUGUGAGGAGUAGAGGGGUAGGCCUGCAGUGGAUUUAGCUUGCCUUGUCUGGUUGGGCGGGUGGGGUUUUCAUUUUUUUGCGGGGACUAUCUUACUCUUUCAGUUGUGCCGAGUAAGCUAAAUCUUACACACCUGGGGCCUCAUUUCCACACUAAAUAUCUGCGUGCGCCAUUUCUGAAAAGAAUACGUACGUCUAAAAAUAUUGAGAUUUAUAAACUUGGCGCAUUCCAUACAUACGCAUUUUUGCCGCUAUAAAUCAGACCUGUCGUAAAACUGUGCACACAUGAACAAGCAUUAUAACUCUGUCAGAAAAUGUCCCUCCAUUCACCUUUCAUGGUGACAAUAACGCCUUUUAUUUUCUGUAUCAUUUGGAACUAUUGGAAUUAGGCCACGUAGGUUUCUGAAAGAAAGAGCAAUGGCAAAUUUGAUCACAUUUCUGUAGAGGUGUGGGCAGAAUGUUUUAGUCUUUUAAAGUGACUUUUUCAAACAGAACAUGCAUGCUGCCUAUGCCAAACACUUGAUUGAUUGUAAUUUAUAUUCGGAACAAUUUUACUUUGACAGUAUGGGUAUAGGCUACCGUAUUGCUGUGCGAUGGGAGCGUGACAUCAUAGCCUAUUGAAUCUCAGAGCCUAUACCAAGGCAGGAGAUAGAAACACAAUAAUCUAUUGAUAAACAAAAUAUUGAACAACAAUUAGUAUUUUGCAUAGAACUGUGGGCUGUAUCAUUUUACUUAUAAACUACUGGACUAUUUACUGUGGAAUAGAUUCCUAUGAAUAAAACACAGAUUUUCACUCUUGUCACUAACAGCAAAUGGCUGCAUCUUGUUAUUAUCUUUUUAUGAAUAAACGUGUCAUAAUAGCCCCCAUUUGCACAAAAUACUUUGCCGCGCUCACGUGCUAGUCAGAACUAGGAAACUCUAGUGCACACAUGUUUUGGGGUAUAUUUUGUACGUACGCAACAUUUAUAAACGAGGCACCUGAAGUACUGCAUGUGAAAGAAAGAAAUGCUAUUUUCUGCAUUAGGAUCCCACCUGUCUGAAGCAUCACAUUAACUUUUUACUGCAUUGGGCUAAAUCAGGGUCAUACAGAGUGUUUCUUGGUAGUCUUAAACAAAUCUACUUUGAAACAAAAGUGUACACCUCACACACAUGGUUAUGGACUGAAGAAAACAAGACACCUGUACCAUGUCAGAUAUACAGAUGAAAUGUAUUCAAUGUUGAGUUUGCAUCCCAAUAUUACACUUUAUAUACAUCACAGAAGAUUGAAAUAUAACAAAACCGUUUGACAUAGAAACACUGGAUUUUCAGCAGGUUUUUUAUGAAACAAAUGAAUAACAUUCCACCCAUGAUGCCGUUAGAGGGCGAUUUGGUCAUUUGACCACAGGAAUGGGGUUUAAGACUACUAUUUUAUUGGACAACAUGCUAGAACCUCUGCUGCUUUCUCAUCAAUCCUGGAAACAUUACAGUAGAAGCCAUUAUCAAUCAUGUGGAGCUUUGACCCUGGCACACAUCGGAGUCAUACUUCCUUGUUGCUUACCGAAACUCUGCCGUUCACUAAUCAGUAACUCACUUUAUUGCUUAAUACAGUACUAUUAGACAAUGUGUUAUCAUACACAAAAACAAACAGAAAAAAAUAACAUUAAGUGCAAUACUUACUAAUUUCGUUUUGCCAUUGUUCGGGUAAGAUCAUUCAUGGUUUGAACUUAAGGUUGAACUUUUUUGUAUCUUUGUAAAUAAUGGAUGUUAAAAAUAAAAUAAUUUAUGUAAUAAUAAAGAACUCAAGUAUGAUUUGACAAACCAAAUAUCGAAUGAUCAUGUCUCACAUGUCUCACAUGAGUUUGAUAAUACAGACACCUGAAUGUAAAAAUGUGGCAGGACAGAUACUGAUAGCAACAAGUCCUCCAUUGUUUGUUGCUUGUUUAUGAUAAGGCCCUCGUUACCAGCAGGCAGGGGCUGUAAAGAGCAAUAGACUGACGCAAACAAGUGCACUUUGUACCCUAAUUAAAUAAUAAUCCAUGUACAAUAAUCAUAGAUGUUCUAUAUUUGUGAGAAUGACUAACCCAUGACAUACAGUGAGGGAAAAAAGUAUUUGAUCCCCUGCUGAUUUUGUAUGUUUGCCCACUGACAAAGACAUGAUCAGUCUAUAAUUUUUUUUAAUGGUAGGUUUAUUUGAACAGUGAGAGACAGAAUAACAAAAAAAAAAUCCUGAAAAACGCAUGUCAAAAAUGUUAUAAAUUGAUUUGCAUUUUAAUGAGGGAAAUAAGUAUUUGACCUCUCUGCAAAAUAUGACUUAGUACUUGGUGGCAAAACCCUUGUUGGCAAUCACAGAGGUCAGACGUUUCUUGUAGUUGGCCACCAGGUUUGCACACAUCUCAGGAGGGAUUUUGUCCCACUCCUCUUUGCAGAUCUUCUCCAAGUCAUUAAGGUUUCAAGGCUGACCUUUGGCAACUCGAACCCUCAGCUCCCUCCACAGAUGUUCUAUGGGAUUAAGGUCUGGAGACUGGCUAGGCAUCUAGGACCUUAAUGUGCUUCUUCUUGAGCCACUCCUUUGUUGCCUUGGCCGUGUGUUUUGGGUCAUUGUGAUGCUGGAAUACCCAUCCACGACCCAUUUUCAAUGCCCUGGCUGAGGGAAGGAGGUUCUCACCCAAGAUUUGACGGUAAAUGGCGCCGUCCAUCGUCCCUUUGAUGCGGUGAAGUUGUCCUGUCCCCUUAACAGAAAAACACCCCCAAAGCAUAAUGUUUCCACCUCCAUGUUUGACGGUGGGGAUGGUGUUCUUGGGGUCAUAGGCAGCAUUCCUCCUCCUCCAAACACGGCGAGUUGAGUUGAUGCCAAAGAGCUCGAUUUUGGUCUCAUCUGACCACAACACUUUCACCCAGUUCUCCUCUGAAUCAUUCAGAUGUUCAUUGGCAAGCUUCAGACGGGCCUGUAUAUGUGCUUUCUUGAGCAGGGGGACCUUGCGGGCGCUGCAGGAUUUCAGUCCUUCAAGGCGUAGUGUGUUACCAAUUGUUUUCUUGGUGACUAUGGUCCCAGCUGCCUUGAGAUCAUUGACAAGAUCCUCCCAUGUAGUUCUGGGCUGAUUCUUCACCGUUCUCAUGAUCAUUGCAAUUCCACGAGGUGAGAUCUUGCAUGGAGCCCCAGGCCGAGGGACAUUGACAGUUAUUUUGUGUUUUUUCCAUUUGCGAAUAAUCGCACCAACUGUUGUCACCUUCUCACCAAGCUGCUUGGUGAUGGUCUUGUAGCCCAUUCCAGCCUUGUGUAGGUCUACAAUCUUGUCCCUGACAUCCUUGGAGAGCUCUUUGGUCUUGGCCAUGGUGGAGAGUUUGGAAUCUGAUUGAUUGAUUGCUUCUGUGGACAGGUGUCUUUUAUACAGGUAACAAACUGAGAUUAGGAGCACUUCCUUUAAGAGUGUGCUCCUAAUCUCAGCUCGUUACCUGUAUAAAAGACACCUGGGAGCCAGAAAUCUUUCUGAUUGAGAGGGGGUCAAAUACUUAUUUCCCUCAUUAAAAUGCAAAUCAAUUUAUAAAAAUGUUGACAUACGUUUUUCUGGAUUUUGUUGUUGUUAUUCUGUCACUCACUGUUCAAAUGAACCUACCAUUAAAAUUAUAGACUUUAUAGACAUUUCUUUGUCAGUGGGCAAACGUACAAAAUCAGCAGGGGAUCAAAUACUUUUUUCCCUCACUGUACCAGGGGGAGAACAAGUCCACUUCUCAAACCAACCCAUUGCAGGGACUGAAUACAUUUUUUAAAUGUUAUUUGUCACUGCAGUAAUUGUGUCGGAUUGCCAUAACAAUGUUGUGUCUAAUGACCCAACACUCAUUCAUAUAUCAGUAAUAUCACUAUUAUCUUAAUACCUAAUGUCAAAUUCCAAAUCUGAAUUCCAAAGUUUAAUAAUACACAUGUAUAAAUGUACCCAGGAAGAAAAGCAUGUAGAGGGCACGCUGGGCUAAUGAGAGUCCAUAUAGAUGGGGAUGUGCUGAAGUGAUUCAAGGUCAAAGGAAACCACAUUCAUUUCCUCAUGGCAACAGCAAAACCAUAACAAAUCCUGAUAAACAUCGCCGUUGGUGCAACAUCAUAACUACACCCAAUCAGCUGCAAUUACUCUGAAAGAACACCACGCACACACAAUGGCCAAAUAACUGGGAGUUAAGUAUUUAUUUGAUUCAUUCAUCUAUUUACACACAAAUAUGUAAAAUAGAGGUCAUGUUUAAAUAGGGAGAUUAACCAGGGAAAUUAACACAGGAAAAUGCACCCACUUACUCAUAAAACAAACUAAACUUUGAAUGCUGUGAAAAUUAUUUAUGAUACAAAUGUUACCAGUGUGAGAGAAGUUAAUUGUCUGCAUGCCUCAUUUUCAGGCCAAAUAUAAUUGUACAAAGUUUGUUAUUCUAAAAUAAGAAUUUUAAAUCUAUGAAAGCACAAUAAAUCUCAGCAGCUAAUUUAAGUGUUUUAGCAUUACUCUCUUUUUCAACAUUAUUUUCACUGGGCAGGGCUAUCUAGAGGGGUUGGGUUAAACGCGGAUGCAGAAGACAAAUUUCGGUUGAAUGUAUUCAGUUGUGCAACUGACUAGGUAUCCCCUUUCUCUUUCCCUUAUAUUGCUUUGGCAAAUCCCACCCUAUCGUUGUCCCGGUCAAAGACUGUGUAGUAAGCUCCAAUGAAGACAUCUCCCAGAGUCCAGCCAGGGAAGCCUGUGGCGAAAAAUCCUAAAAGGCAGACUUUCUUGCCCUUACUAGUCCACUGUUCAUGCACGUGCGCACGCCCGCACACACACACACACACACACACACACACACACACACACACACACAGUUAAGAAGGUAAGAAGGAGCACCAGUGACAUCUACUGAUAUGCUAACAAGGUUUCUAUUCUAUAAUGAUGCUAAAUUAUUCCACUUUAUAUUUCCAUAUGCCUUUUACUUUCCUAGACUCUGACUGUGCUAACAUUACAGUACCAUAUAGUGCAUUUCGUUUUCUCUACAAACUGCCUGAUAUACUAUACAGUGGGGGAAAAAAGUAUUUAGUCAGCCACCAAUUGUGCAAGUUCUCCCACUUAAAAAGAUGAGAGAGGCCUGUAAUUUUCAUCAUAGGUACACGUCAACUAUGACAGACAAAUUGAGAAAAAAAAAUCCAGAAAAUCACAUUGUAGGAUUUUUAAUGAAUUUAUUUGCAAAUUAUGGUGGAAAAUAAGUAUUUGGUCACCUACAAACAAGCAAGAUUUCUGGCUCUCACAGACCUGUAACUUCUUCUUUAAGAGGCUCCUCUGUCCUCCACUCGUUACCUGUAUUAAUGGCACCUGUUUGAACUUGUUAUCAGUAUAAAAGACACCUGUCCACAACCUCAAACAGUCACACUCCAAACUUUACAAUGGCCAAGACCAAAGAGCUGUCAAAGGACACCAAAAACAAAAUUGUAGACCUGCACCAGGCUGGGAAGACUGAAUCUGCAAUAGGUAAGCAGCUUGGUUUGAAGAAAUCAACUGUGGGAGCAAUUAUUAGGAAAUGGAAGACAUACAAGACCACUGAUAAUCUCCCUCGAUCUGGGGCUCCACGCAAGAUCUCACCCCGUGGGGUCAAAAUGAUCACAAGAACGGUGAGCAAAAAUCCCAGAACCACACGGGGGGACCUAGUGAAUGACCUGCAGAGAGCUGGGACCAAAGUAACAAAGCCAACCAUCAGUAACACACUACGCCGCCAGGGACUCAAAUCCUGCAGUGCGAGACGUGUCCCCCUGCUUAAGCCAGUACAUGUCCAGGCCCGUCUGAAGUGCAUUUGGAUGAUCCAGAAGAGGAUUGGGAGAAUGUCAUAUGGUCAGAUGAAACCAAAAUAUAACUUUUUGGUAAAAACUCAACUCGUCAUGUUUGGAGGACAAAGAAUGCUAAGUUGCAUCCAAAGAACACCAUACCUACUGUGAAGCAUGGGGUUGGAAACAUCAUGCUUUGGGGCUGUUUUUCUGCAAAGGGACCAGGACGACUGAUCCGUGUAAAGGAAAGAAUGAAUGGGGCCAUGUAUCGUGAGAUUUUGAGUGAAACCCUCCUUCCAUCAGCAAGGGCAUUGAAGAUGAAACGUGGCUGGGUCUUUCAGCAUGACAAUGAUCCCAAACACACCGCCAGGGCAACGAAGGAGUGGCUUCGUAAGAAGCAUUUCAAGGUCCUGGAGUGGCCUAGCCAGUCUCCAGAUCUCAACCCCAUAGAAAAUCUUUGGAGGGAGUUGAAAGUCUGUGUUGCCCAGCGACAGCCCCAAAACAUCACUGCUCUAGAGGAGAUCUGCAUGGAGGAAUGGGCCAAAAUACCAGCAACAGUGUGUGAAAACCUUGUGAAGACUUACAGAAAACGUUUGACCUGUGUCAUUGCCAACAAAGGGCAUAUAACAAAGUAUUGAGAAACUUUUGUUAUUGACCAAAUACUUAUUUUCCACCAUCAUAUGCCAAUAAAUUCAUUAAAAAUCCUACAAUGUGAUUUUCUGGAGAAAAAAAUUCUCAUUUUGUCUGUCAUAGUUGACGUGUACCUAUGAUGAAAAUUACAGGCCUCUCUCAUCUUUUUAAGUGGGAGAACUUGCACAAUUGGUGGCUGACUAAAUACUUUUUUCCCCACUGUAUAUACUGUACUUACCCUGAGAAUAUAAUGUUCUCCAGUCAGAGGGUAGACCUUUCCACUGACAGCGAAGGAGACGGUGGGGAGGGAGGACACUUUCUCACAGUCAACCGUGUACUGUGAAACAACAGGGAAAUGACAGCUAGCGUUUAACAACAGUCAGACUACCCUCUCACAGCUAACAUGCUUCAAUGUCAAUAGAAUCGCUAGAGAGUUGUGAAAUGGCUAUUCGAGGACCUAUUUAGCAUCAUGAUUACAAUUAUUUUUACUCCCUUGGGUUUGGUAGAUACCAGGACGAUAUACUCGUCGGUUGGUAUGCAUUUUCAAAAGGAUUAGGGAGAUAGAGAGAAGAGAUAGAGAGUAAUAGGAGAUUCUAGUCUCUGUCAUCUGUCAUGUUCUACCUUUCCACGGUUCCAGGACACAGCUCCGACAGCCUUCUGCAGAGCACUGAUCUCAUCAUAAGGACCUAGGAUCAGGGAGGUGCCAGUGUCCACUACGGCCUCACAGCCACCUUUACACAGCUUGACAUCCUCCCCAACGUUCAAACUGCCAAAGACACCCAAAUAUUUAGUUAGAGAAAUAUACUGAACAAAAUUAUUAACGCAACAAUUUCAACGAUUCAACGAGUUACAGUUCAGACAAGGAAAUCAGUCAAUUGAUAUAUAUUAAUUAGGCCUUAAUCUAUGGAUGUCACAUGACUGGGCAGGAGCCCAGCCAUGGGUGGGCCUGGGAGGGCAUAGGCCCACUCACUGGGGAGUCAGGCCCAGCCAAUCAGAAUACGUUUCUCCACACAAAAGGGCUUUAUUACAGACAGAAAUACUCCUCAGAUCCUCAGGGGAUCUUUUAUUUCAGCUCAUGAAACAUGGGACCAACACUUAACAUGUGUCCAAUCAAAAACGCAUCUUCUGACCAAUGGCUAAAAUAAUAUGUAAAUUGUGUAAAUAACUCUCUAACAAAACCAAUGGUCCAAACCUCAUAUCUCUAUCAUAAUCCGUUGAAUUUCUAUUGGAGUAAAAGCGGGGUCAAAAAUCGGGAAAUUAGCAUUGAGCGUACUGCAAGCUUUUUUAUUUUCAAAGCCUUUUAGUUUAUUUCAGCUCGUGCCAUGCUAAUUUAGCAGAAACAACUUGUACAUUCUCAAAAUGUAAAAUACUCAAAGGUUUCGGCGACAGAGCUCGGUGCAUUUUAUCGGAUGUAUGCAGUUCCGAAAUUGGACUUUUUGUAUAUAAUGUUAACGAUAUGUUAGAGAUAGAUCCCACUGAACGAUUCAGAACAUGAAGAAUCAUAUUUGUCUCUGUAAAAUGUAUUUUAUAACAUAAGGAAGUGAAAUGUCAUCACCAAUGCACGUUUUCACCCACUCUGGGCAGAGUGGGUGUACACCCUAAUGACUGUCCCAUGAAAAUCUAGCUUUUAAAAGUUAAUAUUCUGUUAACUCAUAGCCAGAUAAUGUUGUUGACUCAUCCUAUACUUGUAUUUGUGGCCAAAGCAUAAAUUGGAGAAAGAAAACACUUCAAAAACCCCACCUCAAACUUGUCUCUCAAACAGACCGUUUAAAAAAAUGCUUGCUAUUUCCUCAAAUGCUUGCUAUUUCCUCAUGGAGGAUGAGCUGGCCAAUCAGCGGACUACUCGCAUGAAUAUUUUUAAUGACCAUGUUACAAAUGAAUGGAGGCUUGUUGUGCAAUUAAACUGAACGUCACAGCGUAGCUUGGAAGAAACUGUAAGUAGUAUGUUGCCUUGCCGAGGAAUGAUGCCAGCUGUGCUGCGGACUGAGGCUCAGGUAAGGUGAGAAUAAUAAUAAUAAUAUGCCAUUUAGCAGACGCUUUUAUCCAAAGCGACUUACAGUCAUGCGUGCAUACAUUUUUGUGUAUGGGUGGUCCCGGGGAUCGAACCCACUACCUUGGCGUUACAAGCGCCAUGCUCUACCAGCUGAGCUACAGAGGACCACUAUGGGACAGGAUGGGGGUGAUGUAUCCAAGGAACUCAACGUCUGACACCCCGAACACACACUUUUCUGUGUUGAGUCUGGCCCCGAUCUCGAAGAGCUGACAAAACACCUGCUGCAAGUGAGAAUUGUGCUCUGUCUGUGAUGCACAGUGUACCACAAUGUCAUCCAAACAGAUUUACACUCCAGGGAUGCCUGCCAGGAGAAGAGUCAUAAUCUUCUGGAAUCAGCUGGGCGUGGAGCUGAGUCAGAAUGGCAUGCGUUUGUACCUGAACAGCCCCCUGUCAUGUGCCAGGGGAACCUGGAGGGAUCCCUGCCUCAGGUCUAAUUUACUGAAUAACGUGGACCCAUAAAAAUGGGUUGUGAGCUCCUCAGCGGUUGGUAGCGGGUCCUUGUCGGAGAUAAUCGCUUUGUUCACGGCCCUGAGGUCCAUGCAAAUUUGAAGAUCGCUAUUUUUCUUGAGUGCAAUGACCAGGUUUGAGACCCAUGGUGAGGUGUCAAGGAGGUUGUCAAGUCCGUUGUCAAUGGGCUUCCGAAGGGUCAGCGGAACCCUCCGCAAUGGCUAGAUUACUGGCUUGACCUCUUUGUUGACUGUAGGCCGAUGAGGUGAACUAGCACCUCAGAAAGUUGUGAGUACUCCGUAGGCACUGGUGUAGGAAAGUGCUGCACACGUGCACCAGUUGAAUCUGACAACUUGAACCCUAGGGCAUGAAAUAAGUCCAGUCUGAGGAUGUUAGCGCCAUCUGUUGCAACGUAGAACUGGGUGGCCGGUGUGGUUUUGUUGUUGUAACAGACUGACAGUGAGACAGUCCCAAUGAUUGAGAUCGGUGUGUGGUUGUAGCUGUAGAGGGAUACUGCUGGUCUCUGCAGUGGCACAUGUGAGAAGAAUGAGUCAUAAGUGGCUUUGUUCAAAAGUGACACUUUUUCUCCAGUGUCAAUCACCAGUGAGGUUUUAACACCCUCAAUGUAGCAGUCACAUUGCUUGGCCGCAACUGAGUCAUCAUGUACAGAGUUAAUGGAGACUGGUGAACUUUGACCUGCAUCUGCUCGAUGCUGUCCUGCCGCUGCUGAACGACAACAAUGGGCAAAAGGAUUGUAUUUGUUGCAGUUCUUGCAGCGUUGCCCUUUUGCUGGACAUGGAGAUGCUCUUGUAGCAUGCCCACUGGAGCCACAAUUAGAACAAUGAAGCCCCACAGUGGUUUCCUGCUCAUUUUGCACUGGUGCCUCAGCCAGUGUGUGAAGCCCCGCCCACUGAGAUGCGCUCUGUAGUUUAUGUAGGUCAGCGAGAGCAACUUCCAUUUGUUUUCCAGUGCUUUCUCCAGUGUCAGCUCUUCGGUCUCUAACAACAAUUUCUCCCUCAGUGGAGCACAUGACGAUUUUUCAAUGAACUGAUCACGUACAAAUUCGUUUUCGAGUGGUCCCACUAGCUCUCUCAAGGAGGAGACAAACUGUGCUACGGACUCACCCAGCAGUUGGGCUCAUUGUCUAAAGAGAAAACUAUGCAUGAUCACACUACGUGAGCCACUGUAGUGUUCCAAGAGAGCUUGGACCGCCGAUGUAAACUUGUUAUCUACUGGCUUUAGAGUGGAGAUGACAUAUUGUCCCUCAGCACCGAGACAGUGGAGUAGAAUCGCCCGUUUGUGCAGCUCCAUGCAGAUUGAUAACUACCAUAUACAUCUGGGCUCCCGAGUGGUGCAGCGGUCUAAGGCACUGCAUCUCAGUGCUUGAGGCGUCACUACAGACCCCCUGGUUCGAUUCCAGGCUGUAUCACAACCGGCCGUGAUUCGGGGUCCCAUAGGGCGGCGCCCAGUGUCGUCCGGGUUUGGCCGGUGUAGGCCGUCAUUGUAAAUAAGAAUUUGUUCUUAACUGACUUGCCUAGUUAAAUUUAAAAAAAAAGGAUUGAAACCAGCGAUUCCAUGGAACAGGUGGAUCUCCCAAGACCGAUGGAGAUUGUGGAGGUAAGCUAAACUCGGCCAUCCUCCUCGCCAAAUGCACUGAGGCUUUUUGUGCAAUUAAACUGAACAUCUUUACUUCAGAUCAACAUGUUAACAUCUCGUACAAACUCACCUAUCCAAACCUCACACCUCUGUGCAUGGACAAUAUGACUGAUACAUUCUUAAAGCAACAGUAUUCAAUACUCAACUGAGCUACGACACCAUAUUACUGAACACAACAGACCGGUAUACACCAACACCAUUCUGUUGUUGGGAUAUGCCGAUACCCUUCCAAAACAGAAAAGUUUAUUUUAAAUAUACUUAAUUACAAUUUUUGGGGACAAAAAUGUUUUCACACAUAUUGUAAUUAAUUAUAGGUCAUAUUUCAUAGAAAUCUGGAAACACUGGACAGUUACUUUAAAAUAAAAAAAAACACUGGCUAGCAGCACUAACCCGUCCAUGUGGAUGUUCCAGAGGUCCUUUGUGGUGACGUUGACAUAGUGGAAGUCCCCAGUGUAGUAUGCAGGGUCAGUCCCUCCCAGCACUAGCUGUCCCCCUGGCUGGUUGGAGGAGAUCCUGUCACAGAACAGUAGUGCCCAUCAGAAGACAGCAUCUACAGUACAUUUCCAGUGGUACAAGUAGAUUUCUAAAACUGCCAUGUUAACUUACAGUUAUUCUGCUCAAUGGGACUUUCUGGAUAAAUAGGUAUAAAAUACAAUAAUGAUCUGUGUUCCACUUCACUAUCGCCACUCACCUGUGGUUGAGGUAGAAGGAGAAAACAUUCUCCGCCAACAACUUCUCUCUCAUUAUGUUGUCAAAGACAGGGCUCAUGGCAUCAUCCGUUGGGUAAGACAUACCCAGAACUCCAUCGAACCUAGCACCAACGAAGUUCGCUCCAUAUAUCUUGACGGCCUCACCAAACACCUGAUCUUUUACGGAUACACUUCCAAUCUGACAGAAGAGCAAAGAAGACGAUUUAAAACUAUAUCAUCUGUCAGUGACAACAGUUCAUUUCUCCUCCUUUCCAAACUUACUGUGCAUGUAUCCUGGCUGAGAUACCCGGUUACACUUCCCAGUCCAUAAUGCAUUGAAAAGUAUUUUCCACCCUUGACAUAUGUGCUGGACUUGGUAUCAUUGUAUUUCCUGUGAAUCACUGCAAUACAACGUUAAACAGACGGUGCCUUGCAAAAGUAUUCAUCCCCCUUGCCGUUUUUCCUAUUUUGUUGCAUUACAACCUGUAAUUUAAAUGGAUUUUUAUUUGGAUUUCAUGUAAUGGACAUACACAAAAUAGUCCAAAUUGGUGAAGUGGAAUGAAAAAAAUAACUUGUUUCAAAGAAAUUCUAUAAAAUAAGUAAUGGCAAAGUGGUGCGUGCAUAUGUAUUCACCCCCUUUGCUAUGAAGCCCCUAAAUAAGAUCUGGUGCAACCAAUUACCUUCAGAAGUCACAUAAUUAGUUAAAUAAAGUCCACCUAUGUGCAAUCUAAGUGUCACAUGAUCUGUCACAUGAUCUCAGUAUAUAUACACCUGUUCUGAAAGGCCCCAGAGUCUGCAACACCACUAAGCAAGGGGAACCACCAAGCAAGCGGCUCUCCAAACAGUUCAGGGACAAAGUUGUCAUUAAUCAGAGAGGCAACAAAGAGACCAAAGAUAACACUGAAGGAGCUACAAAGCUCCACAGUGGAGAUUGGAGUAUAUGUCCAUAGGACCACUUUAAGUUGUACACUCCACAGAGCUGGGCUUUACGGAAGAGUGGUUAGAAAAAAGCCAUUGCUUAAAGAAAAAAAUAAGCAAACAUGUUUGGUGUUCGCCAAAAGGCAUGUGGGAGACUCCCAAACAUAUGGAAGAAGGUACUCUGGUCAGAUGAGACUAAAAUUGAGCUUUUUGACCAUCAAGGAAAAUGCUAUGUCUGGCGCAAACCCAACACCUCUCAUCACCCCGAGAACAACAUCCCCACAGUGAAUCAUGGUGGUGGCAGCAUCAUGCUGUGGGGAUGUUUUUCAUUGGCAGGGACUGGGAAACUGGUCAGAAUUGAAGGAAUGAUGGAUGACGCUAAAUACAGGGAAAUUCUUGAGGGAAACCUGUUUCAGUCUUCCAGAGAUUUGAAACUGGGACGGAGGUUCACCUUCCAGCAGUACAAUGACCCUAAGCAUACUGCUUAAGCAACACUUGAGUGGUUUAAGGGGAAACAUUUAAAUGUCUUGGAAUGGCCUAGUCAAAGCCCAGACCUCAAUGCAAUUGAGAAUCUGUGGUAUGACUUAAAGAUUGCUGUACACCAGCGGAACCCAUCCAACUUCAAGGAGCUGGAGCAGUUUUGCCUUGAAGAAUGGGCAAAUAUCCCAGUGGCUAGAUGUGCCAAGCUUAUAGAGACAUACCCCAAGAGACUUGCAGCUGUAAUUGCUGCAAUAGGUGGCUCUACAAAGUAUUGACUUUGGGGGGGUGAAUAGUUAUGCACGCUCAAGUUUUCUGUUUUUUUGUCUUAUUUCUUGUUUGUUUCACAAUAAAACAUAUUUUGCAUCUUCAAAGUGGUAGGCAUGUUGUGUAAAUCAAAUGAUACAAACCCCCAAAAAAUCAAUUUUAAUUCCAGGUUGUAAGGCAACAAAAUAGGAAAAAUGCCAAGGGGGGUGAAUACUUUCGCAAGCCACUGUACAUCAUCAGUUUGAAAUUGUAUUUUCUGAACAAACAACUAGCUAAGACAUUAAGUCACAAUUCACAAUGUUUAUUCCUAAUAUUGACAUAAAUGUCACUCAGACAUUAAAUCGCCCUUGGGUUUGGUCUCUCUUUCUUUUUAAACCUUAUAUCCAUUUACUCCAAAUAUACACUGAGUGUGCAAAACAUUAGAAACACCUUCCUAAUAUUGAGUUGCACCCCCUUUUGCCCUCAGAACAGCCUCAAUUCAUCGGGGCAUGGACUCUAGAAGGUGUCGAAAGCGUUCCCCAGGGAUGCUGGCCCAUGUUGACUCCAAUGCCCACAGUUGUGUCAAGUUGGCUGGAUGUCCUUUGGGUGGUGGACCAUUCUUGAUACAUACAGGAAAUGUUGAGUGUGAAAAACCCAGCAGCGUUGCAGUUAUUGACACACUCAAACCGGUGCGCCUGGCACCUACUACCAUGACCCGUUCAAAGGCACUUAAAUAUUUUGUCUUGCCCAUUCACCCUCUGAAUAGCACACAUACACAACCCAUAUUUGAAUUGUCUCAAUGCUUAAAAAUCCUUCUUUACCUUGUCUCCUCCCCUUCAUCUAGACUGACUGAAGUGGACUUAAUAGGUGACAUCAAUAAGGGAUCAUAGCUUUCACCUGGAUUUACCUGGUCAGUCUAUGUCAUGGAAAUAGCAGUGUUCUUAAUUUUUUGUACACUCAGUGUAUAUUUCCAUAUGCCUUUUACUUUCCUAGACUCUGACUGUGCUAACAUUAAAUUGCAGUAUCAUAUAAUAUACAUGAUAUUCCUAGAGUAAAAAAGAAUUGUACAUUCAGUGUAUAUGCUACAGGGAAUAGUCUGAGAAAAUGCUACCCAUGUGCACAAUGCAUGAUGAGACUUACAGCAUGUGAUGUCAGCGACGGAGCACUUGGAAGAGGGCACCCAGAGAUCGUUGGAUCCAGUGUCAAAGGUCACCCUGAACAUUUGAGGUGGGGUUCCUAGACUAAUCUCUCCAUAGAACUGAGCCUGGAGACACAAUCACAUCAACGAUGAAGAAGAUAUAUCAAAACCAAUGCACAAUGAUUAAUGCAUAAUGGGCGAAGUAUGACUUGAGUUACUGUGCAUAAGGCCCCUUACUGUGCAAAUGAAAUAGGACUUUUAUAUGACUUAUACUGUGCAUAAGGCGGGCAGACCCUUACAUCAACAUAGUUCCUCAGAGCCACUUUGCUGGGCCCACUGGCGUCAUCGUCGUCAAAGGUGUC
Messenger RNA from Coregonus sp. 'balchen', 26982 nucleotides. The record is from the annotation of a GenBank genome assembly. NCBI's taxonomy places the organism in Eukaryota, Metazoa, Chordata, Actinopteri, Salmoniformes, Salmonidae.